Tympanuchus pallidicinctus (lesser prairie-chicken) is the source of this 4512-nucleotide messenger RNA. RefSeq names its product DNA replication helicase/nuclease 2 (gene DNA2). The record is from RefSeq and is a predicted model, not a curated record. Gene Ontology annotation, molecular function: single-stranded DNA helicase activity; 5'-flap endonuclease activity. Gene Ontology annotation, cellular component: cytoplasm. Lineage: Eukaryota; Metazoa; Chordata; Aves; Galliformes; Phasianidae. Gene Ontology annotation, biological process: replication fork reversal. The transcript is spliced from 19 exons. Bases 149 to 3187 code for a protein of 1012 amino acids.
GCCUGCGUGCAAUUUAAAAAGCACGCUGUAGUCGUCUAUUUAUCCGCGCUGAUACGCGUUCUAGCAGUGGAGGCGGGUUUGUGCCGGUCUGUUUCCUCGUCGAGCACUGCGGUAGGUUUGGCAGCGUUAACUGUGCUUUCAGAAGACGAUGACCGAGCCCUGUAACGCGGCGCUCAGGAGCGGGCUGAACAACAGGUACCGCGUGUUGGAGGUCCGCCUGGUGCGGCGGGAGGGACGCGACCCUGAGAAGCACCUGGCGGUCAGCGCUUCCACAUCGCCGGGAGAUACGGAGCUGUGCGUCCUUCAGAACAGCUGGGAGUCUGUUCCAGUUGUUCCAGGAGAUAUUGUUCAUUUAGAAGGGGACUGUAGCUCUGGUACCUGGAUAAUAAAUGAGCAGUCUGGAUAUCUCAUUCUUUACCCAGAUUUGCUGCUCUCUGGCACUACGAUAUCCAGUAGCAUUCGAUGUAUGAGAAAAGCAGUGCUGAGUGAACGGUUUAGGGGCUCUGAGUGUGGUUCACGGCAAACACUCAUUGGUACAAUUCUUCAUGAAAUUUUCCAGCAAUCCGUAACAAAUAACUUGGCACCUGAAAAAGUGGAGGAACUAGCAAAUAAAAUUGUUUUUGGGCAAAAGUAUCUCAGAGAAAUGUAUCACUUGAAGCUGAAACAAACAGAGGUAAUGCAGGAGAUAGAAGAAUAUUUGCCUUCAUUUUUUAAGUGGACAGAAGAGUUCAUGCGCAAUCCAGCUAACCAAAAUCAAAUGCAACUGAAACUGCCAAGUGAAGACAAAACAGGAGAUUGCUCUUCUAAGGUAGAAAUUGUAGAUAUCUUAGACGUUGAAGAGAACAUUUGGUCUCCCAGGUUUGGAUUGAAGGGAAAGAUUGAUGUUACAGCCAGGGUGAAAAUCCAUCGUCGGUGCGGCGUACAGUCCAGGAUAAUGCCAUUAGAGCUCAAAUCUGGCAAGGAAUCAAACUCUAUAGAGCACAGGAGUCAGGUUAUCCUGUAUACGCUGUUGAAUUUAGAAAGGAGAGUGGAUCCUGAAGCUGGAUUUCUUCUUUAUCUUAAAACUGGUACUAUGUAUCCUGUUACUGGAGCUCGCAUGGAUAGAAGAGAAUUAAUAAAGCUAAGAAACCAGGUGGCCUUCUACUUAAUGCACAGUAUGUAUAAAUCUGCUGUGGGAAGACAGCAGUCACAGCUUGCUGCUUUGCCUCCUGUAAUUGAUGACAGUCAAGCCUGUAAAUACUGUUCCCAAAUACACAAUUGCUUUGUAUAUAGCAGAGCUGUAGAAGAAAGGAUGGCUGGUGUGUCUUUUCCUCCUGCUAUGAUACCCAUUAUUGAAAAAGAGACGCAGCACCUGAAACCUUCCCAUUUAGAGUACUUCAGUCUGUGGUAUCUGAUGUUAACCUUGGAGAUGCAAAGUGGAGACAGUAAAAAGGGGUAUAAAAAUAUAUGGAUGAUACCUUCUUUGGAAAGAGAAAAGGCUGGAGACUGUGUUGGAAACAUGAUCAGAAUUGGUCAAGUUCAGGAAGUUUCCGAAGGACAAUAUCUGCAUUCUUUCCAACGUAAAAAUGGUGUUGUACCUGGAGCAAACCUCUUGGUUGGUGAUAGAGUCGUUGUGAGUGGAGAAGAAAAUGGUUUGCUUGGCUUGGCUACUGGCUACGUGAGAGAAAUCAGUGCAACAACAAUCUCCUGUUUGUUGGGCAGGAAUUUAUCAAAGCUCCCUGAGAGUACCACUUUUAGGUUGGAUCAUGAAGAAGGAGACUGUGGUAUAGGAGUUCCCUUUGAAAACCUCUCUAAACUGAUGAAAGAUUCCCCGGUCAGUGAAAAGCUCCGCAACUUGAUCAUUGACUUCCACAAACCUCGUUUUAUUCAGCAUUUGAGCUCAGUCCUUCCUCCAGAAGCAAAGGAGGCUGUUGCAAGUAUUUUAAAAGGUCUGAAUAAGCCUCAGAAACAGGCAAUGAAACAAGUGCUGCUUUCAAAAGACUACACGCUUAUUGUGGGUAUGCCAGGAACAGGAAAAACAACUACAAUAUGUGCUCUGGUGAGAAUUCUCUCUGCUUGUGGCUUCAGUGUUCUUCUGACUAGUUUUACACACACUGCUGUGGACAAUAUCCUGCUGAAGCUAGCCAAAUUCAAAGUAGGCUUCUUGCGUUUGGGAAGAGCUCAGAAGGUUCAUCCAGAUAUACGGAAAUUUACAGAAGAAGAAAUUUGCAGGUCCAAAUCAAUUAAGUCUGUAAUGGAUUUGGAAGAGCUCUACAACAGUCAGCCAGUGGUAGCAACAGCCUGCAUGGGCAUAAAUCACCCCAUCUUUGUUCAGAAGCAGUUUGAUUUCUGUAUAGUUGAUGAAGCUUCCCAGAUAAGCCAGCCCAUCUGUCUGGGGCCACUGUUCUGUUCCAAACGGUUUGUGCUGGUGGGGGACCAUCAGCAGCUGCCUCCACUUGUACAGAAUUCAGAAGCAAGAGAUCUUGGUAUGAGUGAAAGUUUAUUUAAAAGGCUGGAGCAAAACCAAAAUGCUGUUGUCCAGUUGACUGUGCAAUACAGAAUGAACAGUAAAAUAAUGUCACUGAGUAACAAGCUAGUGUAUGAAGGCAAACUGGAAUGUGGAUCAGAGAAGGUGUCAAAUGCCACUGCUAAUUUGCCAAAUCUAAAAAUGCUGAAACUGGAGCUUGCAGAUGCUUCAAAAACGUGGUUGAAAGAAGUACUUGAGCCAGACAAACCUGUAUGUUUUCUGAACACUGAAAAGGUCCCAGCACCAGAACACACAGAAAAAGGUGGUGUAUGUAAUGUGACAGAAGCCAAACUAGUGUUCUUCCUCACAACUUUAUUCAUUAAGGCUGGCUGUAAGCCUUCAGACAUUGGUAUUAUAUCGCCAUACAGACAUCAGUUGAAAGUAAUCACUGAUUUGAUGGCAAGACUGAAGGAGAGCAGAGUGGAAGUCAACACUAUAGACAAAUACCAAGGAAGAGACAAAAGUAUCAUAAUUGUGUCUUUUGUUAGGAACAGUAACGAUGAAAAUCUUGGUGCCCUCCUGAAGGAUUGGAGACGACUCAAUGUUGCUAUCACAAGAGCCAAGCACAAACUCAUCAUGGUGGGCUGCGUUCCAUCACUCCGCCGCUACCCUCCUUUGGAGAAGCUGCUCUGCCAUCUGCAGUCUGAGGCAAUGAUAUCCUUUUUCAACACUGUUUUGUGAAAGGGGGAAGGUAAGACUACUUUGGAUAGGAGGUAAGAAUGGGAAGACCUUUGAUCGUUUAGAUUAUAUUUGUAAUGCUAAUUGUCAGCACGGUAUGCAUGCAUGCAUGGUCUGCGUGUGCCAGGAGCAGACUUUGAUGACAAGCUAAUAGGCAGAUCUAGGACUUCCAUUCUGUCUUGAAAAGUAGAAAUAAAACUCCAUGGUGAUUUGCAAAUCAACUUUGAUAUAGCUUUUUAUUUAAAAUUUGAUGAGUACAUUUUUAAUGCUUUUGCUUUCUGCAUUUUCUUUUUCCCGAUUGUCUUGGUUUCAGGGCAUCUUCACGUCAGUGUGAUGAUUAUUUUUGGAAGAGCCAUUUAUUUAAACACCUAUUGAGAGAAUGCUUCAGGAUUAAGGUUCCUAACUUAGAAAAUUGUUUAACCUGUGAGCUGUUCAUCUUUUUCUUCAUUCUCUCUGGCACUGUAUCAAGUCUGUUCUUGUUUCAGCUCCUUGCAUCUCCUAUUUAAAUAGGAAAGUUAGAUGUUUUCUUUACAGAUGACAUCUGUACAUACUCGUACACUUCCUGUUUGUUUUGUUUCUGAAAGCAGCACAUCCCUAAGAUGCUUACGAGCUACUUCCUUAACUUCCUACAUCUUCAAUCUUCCUGCAGGGGCUCAUGAAGGUAUCCACAAAUGUAACAUUUUAUGAUUGUGAAGACUGAGUGUUUUAGAAGAUAUUUCUUGUAUAUUUUGUUCUGGUGCUGCUGAAUGUAAAUUAUUGCUUUGUGGAAUGUGAGUGCUGACAUGCACAGUUCAGUUUUGGCUUCAUUCAGAUUGAAAUUAUUUUCAAUGAUUUUAAAUGUUUCUUUCAGUAAAAGUAACGAUACACAUUUCUUUAAUAAACUGAUUGUUGAGUUGGUCCUUUUAGAACCAGGGGACGUGUAACAAACCAGGCAUGUAAAGUAUUUGGUUCCUUCAGGUACUGUUUAGCUGUUUCUAUGCUCAUUUUUUAUUUUGGUAAACACAUUUCUGCUUAUAUGGAUGGGGGGAUAAGUUUGAGGAGGAGGCCUGGGCAGAGUUCAGUGCUGUACUGAGCCACUACUGAGUUCUCUGUGCUCAGUUUGAUUUUACACAUUAAAAUGUAGGUCACAUCCACUAAUCCCAUUUAUUAACAUUCCUAAUUAAAAUGCUGUGUUGUGUGGUUUGGGGAAAAAAGCCUCAUGGUCUUUUGAUUUUUGCUUUUAAGUACAGAACAUUUUAAUUUUUAUAUACAUAAUGUAAUGAAUCUCUCAGCUGAAGCUCUCUUGCUUAUUUCUGUAAUCCCUUGGUUUUUCCAUGCAAGUGGGGCAA